Messenger RNA from Sesamum indicum (sesame), 4454 nucleotides. RefSeq names its product kinesin-like calmodulin-binding protein (ZWICHEL) (gene ZWI). The record is from RefSeq and is a predicted model, not a curated record. Gene Ontology annotation, cellular component: cytoskeleton. Gene Ontology annotation, molecular function: ATP binding; oxidoreductase activity; microtubule binding. Gene Ontology annotation, biological process: microtubule-based movement. NCBI's taxonomy places the organism in Eukaryota, Viridiplantae, Streptophyta, Magnoliopsida, Lamiales, Pedaliaceae.
UGACCCUCACUAUCUUCUUUCUCCCUCUCUCUCUCUCUCUGUCUCUGUGUGUGUGUGUGUGUCUUCUUUCUCUCACUAGCUGGGCGAGAGGCAUUCCUUCGUCACGCAUUCAUCAGUUUUCGGGGUACAUUUUGUGCUUCGAUUCAGUUUCGUGGCAUUGGUUGUACAUAGAUUUGUUCAUACUUUGUAUUUCUGUGUUGAUUGCUGUUUGUCUUUCAAGACAAUUGAAGAGCUUGUAGAACGUUGAUUGUAAUAGAGGAGUUGAAGAAAGGAGAAGGAUUUGAGGGAGAAAGAUAGUUUAAAUUUGACUUUCUGGAUGUUUGUGCUUCUGGGUGGAAAUGACGUCUGAUAUGGCACAAAGCUUGAGAUCAAGCAGGUCCUCAUUUGGCUCUAGCAAUGGGUUUGAAGCCCAUUCCCACAACUCUUAUGCCACCUCAAAUGGUGAUGAUUAUGAUUCUGAUGGUUCCAACUUUGCUCCACCCACGCCUAAUACUCUCUCAUCAGUUAUGCCGCCUGAACUUGCCGGUGCUAUACCAUUGAUUGACAAAUUCCAGGUGGAGGGAUUUUUGAGGGCUAUGCAGAAGCAGAUUCAUUCAGCUGGUAAACGUGGUUUCUUCUCUAAAAAGACACUGGGAUUGCAAGUUCGAGAGAAGUUCACCUUUGAGGAUAUGCUUUGCUUCCAGAAGGAUCCUAUCCCUACCUCACUUCUGAAAAUAAACAGUGAUCUUGUUAGUAGAGCAGUUAAGCUGUUCCAAGUCAUCCUGAAGUAUAUGGGAGUUGAUUCCUCUGAUCGAGUUACUCCAAUUAGCUUAGAUGAAAGCAUUGAACUUGUUAGCAAACUAUACAAGCAUGCUUUGAAGCGUUCUGAACUUCGGGAUGAACUCUUUAUGCAAAUUUCAAAGCAGACAAGAAACAACCCUGAUAGGCACUCUUUGAUUAAGGCAUGGGAGCUCAUGUAUUUAUGUGCAUCCUGCAUGCCUCCUAGCAAGGAAAUUGGUGGCUAUUUGUCUGAAUAUGUACAUACUGUGGCACACAGUGCCAGUAGUGAUUCUGAAGUGCAAAUCCUUGCAAUGAAUACGUUAAAUGCUUUAAAGCGUUCUGUUAAGGCUGGACCACGACAUAUAAUACCUGGACGCGAGGAAAUUGAUGCUGUUUUGACUGGUAAAAAGCUUACAACUAUAGUGUUUUUCUUGGAUGAAACCUUUGAAGAGAUAACAUACGACAUGGCCACAACUGUAGCUGAUGCUGUUGAGGAGCUUGCUGGGAUAAUCAAAUUAUCAACAUACUCUAGCUUCAGUUUGUUUGAGUGUCGUAAGGCUGCUGUUAUUUCGAAAUCAGCAGACCCCGGAAAUGAGGAGUAUAUCGGUUUAGAUGAUAACAAAUAUAUCGGAGAUCUACUUGCCGAUUUUAAGGCAUCAAAGGACCGGAGUAAAGGAGAGAUUUUGCACUGUAAACUGACAUUCAAAAAGAAGCUAUUUCGGGAGUCUGAUGAAGCUAUUACAGACCCAAUGUUUGUGCAGUUAUCAUAUGUCCAACUACAACAUGAUUAUGUAUUAGGCAAUUAUCCGGUCGGAAGGGAUGAUGCUGCACAGCUAUCCGCGUUGCAGAUUCUGGCUGAAAUUGGAUAUGUUGUUUCUCCAGAAACAUGCACCGAUUGGACAUCACUUCUGGAGCGAUUUCUCCCAAGACAAAUAGCAAUUACUCGAGCGAAGAGAGACUGGGAACUAGAUGUUCUUUCUCGUUACCGUUCAAUGGAAAAUUUGACAAAAGAUGAUGCUAGACAACAAUUUUUGCGCAUCUUGAGAACACUUCCUUAUGGGAACUCAGUGUUCUUUGCUGUCCGUAAAAUUGAUGAUCCUAUCGGACUGCUGCCAGGGAAAAUUAUUCUGGGCAUUAACAAGCGUGGGGUUCACUUCUUCCGCCCUGUUCCAAAGGAGUAUCUACAUUCAGCUGAGUUAAGGGACAUAAUGCAAUUUGGCAGCAGUAACACUGCUGUUUUUUUCAAAAUGAGAGUUGCUGGUGUCUUGCAUAUAUUUCAGUUUGAAACAAAACAGGGAGAGGAAAUCUGUGUUGCCCUUCAAACACAUAUAAAUGAUGUGAUGCUGCGCCGCUACUCCAAGGCACGUGCCGCUGCAAAUGGUUCAAUUAAUGGACAUCCUUCUGAUAAUGUUCGACCACCUACUGUUGACUUCAAUGAGAAGCGAGUUUUGGAAUUAUCGAAAUCUCUUGAAGAAUCGGAAAACAAAGUGAAUCAAUUGCAAGAGGAUUUACAUGAAAAGCAAAAGCAAGAACUGAAAAUGAAAGAAGAUUUGGAGAGUUUGAAAAGCAUUUUGAGGUCUGAGAAGCAUUAUUUGGAAGAAAUAAUUUGUGAAUGUGACAAACUGAGAACUUUGUGUGAUGAAAAAGAUUCAGCACUACAGGCUGCAUUUUUGGAGAAGCAAAGCAUUGAGGUGAAGUUUGCAAAGCUGAAUAGUCAAGGACUGGAGAACAACAUUAGGAAAGAGUUGGUUGAGACAAAUAGCCAGGUCUUGCGUAAGACCCAAGAUGAACUAAAAGCAUGCAGUGCACAGUUGCACGCUGUAGAAGAAUCCAAAAGGAAACUUGUGAAUGAGAAAACAUCUCUUGAAGAAAGACUUUCAAGACUUGAAAGGAAUAACAAUGAUGAGAUUGCUAUUAUUAAGGAGAACUUUGAACAGGAACGCAAGACCAUGAAGCUUCAUAUUUCUGAACUUGAAAAGAAAUUGGAAGAGUCCAAACGAAAAUUGGGUGAAGCACAAUCGGCUAUUGCCAUUAAGGAUACCGAGUUGUCUGCUUUGCAAAAUAAUCUUAGGGAAUUGGAGGAGCUUAGAGAAAUGAAAGAGGACAUUGACAGAAAGAAUGAGCAAACAGCGGCAAUUUUGAAGAGGCAAGGGGCUCAAUUGGCUGAGAUGGAGGCACUUUACAAGGAAGAACAAGUUAUGAGAAAACGAUAUUUUAACAUGAUUGAAGACAUGAAAGGCAAGAUUCGAGUCUAUUGUCGAUUGAGGCCUCUCAGUGAGAAAGAAAUAUCUGAGAAGGAGAGAAAUGCGAUGGCGAGUGUGGAUGAAUUCACAGUAGAGCAUACAUGGAGAGACGAUAGAGUGAAACAACACAUGUAUGAUCGUGUUUUUGAUGGCCGUGCUACCCAAGAGGAUGUUUUUGAGGAUACCAAGUACCUGGUGCAAUCUGCUGUCGAUGGAUAUAAUGUUUGCAUAUUUGCAUAUGGACAAACUGGUUCAGGGAAGACGUUUACAAUUUAUGGAUCUGAAGGCAAUCCUGGGCUCACUCCACGUGCUAUCUCUGAACUUUUUAGGAUUAUGAAGCGGGACAAUAAAAAGUUUUCUUUCACUUUGAAGGCAUAUAUGGUGGAAUUAUAUCAAGAUACACUAAUAGAUCUCUUAUUGCCGAAGAAUGCAAAGCGUUUGAAAUUGGACAUAAAAAAAGAUUCAAAGGGUAUGGUGGUUGUGGAAAAUGUAACACUCUUGUCCAUUUCAUCCUAUGAUGAAUUACAAAGUGUUAUGGAGAGAGGGUCUGAACAACGUCAUACAACAGGGACCCUGAUGAAUGAGCAAAGUUCGAGAUCACAUUUAAUACUUUCCAUUGUUAUAGAGAGUACCAAUCUUCAAACUCAAUCUGUAGCCAGAGGAAAGCUAAGCUUUGUGGAUCUUGCUGGAUCUGAAAGAGUGAAGAAGUCAGGGUCUUCUGGUAGUCAAUUGAAGGAAGCUCAAAGCAUCAACAAAUCACUUUCAGCUCUUGGAGAUGUCAUUGGUGCUUUAUCUUCCGGCAAUCAGCACAUUCCCUACCGAAAUCACAAGCUAACUAUGUUGAUGAGUGAUUCACUGGGCGGUAAUGCUAAAACUUUGAUGUUUGUAAACAUAUCUCCAGCCGAAUCAAAUUUGGACGAGACCUACAACUCUUUAACGUACGCAUCCCGAGUACGGUCAAUUGUGAAUGACCCUAGUAAAAAUGUGUCAUCAAAGGAAGUGGCUCGUCUUAAGAAGCUAGUUGCCUAUUGGAAGGAGCAGGCUGGUCAAAGAGGUGAUGACGACGAUCUGGAAGAGGUCCAAGACGAACGAAGUCGAAAAGAUAAGACUGAUAAUCGUCAUUCUCUGUGAGUUGCCCUCAAUUAUGUGUAAUGGUAACCUUACCAAGUAAACCGAGCUUGUUGGUUUAAAGGCAUCAGGCAAUCUCAUAGCAUGUCAAAUACUUGUUUGUCUUGCUGCCUUGUUGGGAUGCUUGUCCAAAAAUUUUGCUGUGGCAAGAGGGUCUUUGCUUCUUCGAUGGGUUCGUCCUAUUUUUGUACAGUAAAUCUGUAUAUUAUCAAGAUUAAUACCAAUACCUGGAAUUGGUUUUUCUGUCCUUUUCUUUGCCAUCAAAGUUUGUAAAUUCCGUAGAAACAUACGCUUUUACAAAAUUUCGUUUGUCCAUUCAGUUCA